Molecule: messenger RNA, 2009 nt
Organism: Zophobas morio
Lineage: Eukaryota; Metazoa; Arthropoda; Insecta; Coleoptera; Tenebrionidae
Product: sperm-tail PG-rich repeat-containing protein 2-like
Exons: 9
Coding region: 80-1783 (567 amino acids)
Source: RefSeq, a predicted model, not a curated record
UUCACAUGACUCUAAAAUCAAUUUUGUGGUUUCUGUCAUUGCAAAACAUCGUCUUUUUUCUUAUAUACAAAGACCAAAGAUGUAUGACGUUGCAUCCAGAACAACCAUCGUUAAAUCAUCAACAGGAGAAAAUGUGGGCCCCAGCACCUACGUAAUUUGCAAUCCUCGAACUUCAAAAGAAAACUGUGCCCCCUUUUUGUCGUCGGAAGAAAAAUAUAGCUCGUUUAUUACAAAAUGUUUCACGAAGGCGAUUUACGACACCAGACAUUUCAGAGACAGAAUUCCUGGUGGUGCCAGUUUACGUAACAAAGCACCCAGAUUCGUCUACAAAACUGAUUUGACCCCCGGUCCUGCGCAGUACAAAGCUAAACCCAUCCAGUGUAGCAAGAAGAAGCUCAAAUUGGACCCUACGAAACCAAAACUGUAUGCUUGUGCUGUACCGUACUCUGUAUCGGUGGUGGCACCCUCAAUACCGUCGAAAUCAGACGAAAAUGGGUACGAAAUCGUAGACGACAAACUUGUGAAAUUGCCUCCAGAUGUACCAAUUCCCCAAGAAAUUAACAUUCCGAGUGCUUUUUGUAGUAAGAAGGGCUGGAGAUGGUCUUGCAGAAGUUCGAGUAGGUUUGAGUCAAACAAGCACCAAACUUGUGGACCAGGACCUGCGGCAUACACGCUACAGGGUGCUAAGUGUCGACGAGACGAAGAGGAGGAGCGCUUCCGAGAGAUGGCGCGACUGUUAACUUUCCUACCCAGAUUCGUGGAAGCUCAAGAGUUGAAGACUGCUAAGGACAGCCGACCCGGCCCUGGCCACUACGACGUCUCCGCCGACUGCUUUACCCACUGCUCGACGCACGGGAAGAGCAUCAAGCCCCGGCCGUUCCUAAAAGGGGCCCCCAGGUUCACUCCGCAGUCCUCGGACUCGCCAGCGCCCACUCGGUACAACGUCUGUCCCUGUGUUAAGGACAAGAAGUUCUUUUCACACAGGUGUGCGCCCUUUGGGUUUACGGCGUCGAGGUUCCAAAGGAAAAAAGCGGAACACACGCCAGGCCCAGCUAGUUACGAAGUCAAGGGCGCCCUCCAGGAAAAACUGCGACAGAAGAGAAACAAGUACGCUUUUUGCGAUCCUCCCUUCAAUACGACAUCGGUGCGAGGGAUGAGCUUCGUCGCAAGAGACGCAGAGUUUACGCCAUCGGCUGCCGAUUACCCCGAAGUAAAAGACGCCGAUGACGACGACGACACCAAACCAAUAUCAUCUUCGGUGUUUAUGAACACCGUAUGUCGCUUCUCUUCCGGCGAGAAAACGGACGUCAUAGGGCCCGCCCAAUACAACAUUUCUCGGAGUUUCAAGAAAAACCAGCAACGGAAGUCCUUCAACGUCAGUGGAAUACCUUUCAACACUACCGGUCCACGAAGCCUCGUUCCUGCAAUAAAAGUCGGCGUUCCUUGCUCCACAAGCUACGAAACCGAACUGGGCCUGAACUGCACCGGCCACAGUUUCGACGUGUGCCCUAGAUUCGCCUGCCCUGAAGAGACUCCCGGUCCAGGCCAGUACAACAUACACCCCCGCUGCGAAAGAUCCAUGUACAAAGCCGUGGACACCCACAACCUCCGCCUGAAAGAGAACGUCCUCCGCAAGAAACUGCGUCUGGCGCCUCGCGAGACCCGCAAGCACUGGCUGAAGGUCAUGAAGAAGACGAAGCUCCUCAAGUGGUUCGACGUCGAGCUGGACUUCCAGGAGCGCAUGAUACUGUUAAUCCUGGAUAUCUUUGACAAGCCCGUUUAGCGGUCCGACGGCCUGUUAACGCGUCGCACUAAAAUUGUAUUUGUCAACACGAAAGUUAGGUGACAUUCCCAUAUGCCGUUGCGAGUUUUUUCCCCCUUCACUAUGAAACUUUCAAUCUGAAACGCCGUCAAUCCCAUAGUGUUUCACAAUGCGUCCGGAUACGAGUUCCAGCGAUAUUACCGUCCGUGCAGCUGACAGCUUUACAUUUCUAUGCGAGCUUACGGGC